AUGGCCGCCAGCACAAACAUCCCGAUGAUCACUCCGACCAGUCCCGCAACAAACGGCAAAUGGAGGUGGAUCGGUCCAUUCGACGAGUCAAGCCAGCUGGGGUCAAUAGCCCGAUCAACAAACACGAUACCCGCAGAUCCAUCAAUAGACAAGCCCUUGCGUAGCAACCGCACCUCGUGGUCGUUUCCUCCCUGGAUACUUAGCAUUGAGACGCCCGAGGUGAGCUCUCGACACGUAAGAUUUGCCGAAUCCAGCAUUGUGGGGAUAGUGUCUUCGCAAUCUAUCAUCUUUUGUAUGCUUCCAGGAGGAAGAACAUGGAGCUUGGCAAAGUCUGCGAGCUUUUGGACUGAGCCACGGUCGACAGUGAAGUUUCCCAGCUGCAGCGACUUGGAAGUUGGGAUGAUGAACGAACCGUUGACGAUCAUGUUGCCGAUGACCUCCCGCAAAGUUUCUGGGUUCUCGCUCAAAACUGAAUUGGAGCAGUAUUUAGAGUCCACCAGCUUGGAUUCUUUAAGGUCGAGCUUUUCGCUGGAAAAAUGGUACAGUAGGGUAUUUUUGGAUUCGGCCAGUUCAGUGGUUGGAAGCACAAAUAUGGUCUGGUUGAGCUCUGGAUCGUCUAUCAGGUCGGAGAGCUUGCGGAAAUCGACCUCGUUCACUGAAGAUUCCAAGUUGAGUCCCAGCAGAUAUUUUCUGGGAGUGAACACCGGCCGUGCGUCGUCGAAUAUGACCGAGUCGUACAAAUGA
Messenger RNA from Ogataea philodendri, 744 nucleotides. RefSeq lists its product as uncharacterized. The record is from RefSeq and is a predicted model, not a curated record. The transcript has 3 exons. Bases 1 to 744 code for a protein of 247 amino acids. NCBI's taxonomy places the organism in Eukaryota, Fungi, Ascomycota, Pichiomycetes, Pichiales, Pichiaceae.